This is a messenger RNA of Cydia amplana, 739 nucleotides long. RefSeq names its product AP-1 complex subunit sigma-2 (gene AP-1sigma). The coding region runs from base 119 to 574 and encodes 151 amino acids. Lineage: Eukaryota; Metazoa; Arthropoda; Insecta; Lepidoptera; Tortricidae. The record is from RefSeq and is a predicted model, not a curated record. Gene Ontology annotation, molecular function: clathrin-cargo adaptor activity. The transcript is spliced from 5 exons. Gene Ontology annotation, cellular component: AP-1 adaptor complex; membrane coat; intracellular membrane-bounded organelle. Gene Ontology annotation, biological process: vesicle-mediated transport; intracellular protein transport.
UUUAUAUUAUUGUAAAAACAGAUUAAUUGCGUGAUUUAUUGUAUAUGUUAUAAGUUACUGCUUUCGUCUAGACAUUCCUUAAACCUUUUAGAAGUAACGUAAAGACAAACUAAGUAAGAUGAUGCAAUUUAUGCUCUUAUUUAGUCGGCAAGGUAAGUUACGUCUACAGAAAUGGUACGUGGCCCACCCCGAUAAACUGAAGAAGAAAAUUACCCGUGAACUUAUCACCACAGUGCUGGCGCGAAAGCCGAAAAUGUGCUCCUUUCUCGAGUGGAAAGAUGUCAAAGUAGUAUAUAAGAGAUACGCAUCCCUGUACUUCUGCUGCGCCAUGGAGCAGGACGACAAUGAACUGCUGACCCUGGAGCUCAUCCACCGCUACGUCGAGCUUCUUGAUAAAUACUUUGGCAGUGUGUGCGAGCUGGACAUAAUCUUCAACUUCGAGAAAGCCUACUUCAUCCUUGAUGAGCUGGUGCUCGGCGGUGAGCUGCAGGAGACCAGCAAGAAGAACGUGCUGAAGGCCAUCGCUGCGCAGGACCUGCUGCAGGAGGACCUGAACGAUGGACUGUUGCACUGACCCGCUGGACGCAAACCCCUCAGUCUGUAUUCCGUAGACCCACCACGCUUGCAUCGCUUCAUUACGGUUAUUUCCAGUUUUCUGACAGUCGAGAUUGUUUGAUAUCAUGGGUGGUUUCCACUUGUGUUACUAAUUUUUUUUUUGAGUUUUUUACAUAGAGCUUCA